Messenger RNA from Giardia duodenalis, 684 nucleotides. Its product is annotated as Rab2b. Gene Ontology annotation, cellular component: Golgi apparatus. Lineage: Eukaryota; Fornicata; Diplomonadida; Hexamitidae. The record is from RefSeq and is a predicted model, not a curated record. Gene Ontology annotation, molecular function: GTP binding; GTPase activity. The coding region runs from base 1 to 684 and encodes 227 amino acids. The transcript has a single exon.
AUGUCCAGCGGCGGACACCAUUAUAUCUUCAAGUACAUCAUCGUAGGCGACUCUGCGGUCGGAAAGUCCUGCCUCUUGUUGAGGUUCGUUGAACAGAAGUUUAUCCCUCUGCAUGAUGUAACAGUGGGAGUGGAGUUUUGCAACAAGACCCUUCAGGUGCCCUCGAAAGAUGGCUCUGAAAAGACCGUCAAGGUGCAGAUUUGGGACACUGCAGGCCAGGAGCAGUUUCGUUCCAUAACAAGAAGCUAUUACAGAGGAGCGGCCGGCGCUCUUCUCGUUUAUGACGUCACGAACAGGAGUAGCUUUGAAGCCCUUGAGGGUUGGCUUAAGGACAUGCUCGCCGGGGUGGGCAUGGAAGCCAGUCCGAACGGCGUUAGCGGCAUGGUUAUUAUGUUAGUGGGAAACAAGACAGAUCUCGAGCACAAGAGGAAAGUCUCGAAGGAAGAGGGCGAGCAGUUUGCCCGUGACCACGGCCUUCUCUUCAUCGAAACCUCAGCAAAAGACGACCUGAACGUCUCGGAGAGCUUUAACGAGACGGCGCGGACCAUUCUUGAGAAAGUGGAAACAGGGGAGAUCGACUGCGUCUCUAAGGAUAGUGGGGUGAAGGCAGGGGCUCUCAAUAUGAGCGCUGCAGCGACCACUGCCUCGUCCACUGACAGCACAUUUGGAAAUUGCUCCUGUUGA